AUGAGAUUUUCAAUUUUAAUCAUCUCAUUAAUCCAUCUUAUUAUAGCGAAUGCGUUAGAUUUGAAUAUUAAGUUAGAAAACAUUCCACUUGAGGUAGAAAAUGAUAUUUCACAAUUACAUAAAUCAAAAAUUCCAAAUUUAGAUAAUACAAAUAGAAUAAAUGCACAAUUAUAUCUUUUACCAACUUCAAAUCAAAAAUUUAAAAAUAUUAAUUUUAAACCAAUUCAACAAUCCAUAGCUGAUAAAAAUUAUAAUAUAAAAUUUAAAAAUUUACAAAAUGAUAAUAAUUAUGAACUCAUAAUAAAUCCAUAUGAUUUUGAAUUGGUUCAAAAUAGAUUUAAGAUUAAUGUUACAAAUGAUGAAUUUAUAAUUUUGGAAGAUAAAUUAGGAUCACCCUCAUUAAAUGAAACAACCAUAAAACUAUCUUCCAAUGAACCAUUAAAAAUAAGUUUUAGAAAUUAUAUACAAUUUUAUGAAAGAUCUAACGGUACACUAAUGCAAAUGUUAUUAAAUUCUCCAUUAGGUUUUAUAUUCAAAAAUAAAGUAUAUACUAUGCUUUUUUUUGUUUGUAUUGGAUUAAUGAUUGCACCUUAUGUAGCUGAAUGGGUAAACCCUGAAUUUGCAGCACAAUUUAAAGAUGUUCCAAUACAAGAUGCUUUCAAAACUUUAGAACAAAGACAAGAAGGAAAAGCUAAUGCUAAAGCUCAAAUUGAUAGGAGCGAUGAUAUUGAUAAAUUUUUAAGUUCUUCUCUUGAUUCUUCAAAUUCUGGAACUCCAAAUCCUGGACAAAGUCAUGCUACAGGUAGAAAAAAUAAUAAUAAAUCAACACUAAGAAAACGUUAG
Molecule: messenger RNA, 843 nt
Organism: Lodderomyces pseudojiufengensis
Lineage: Eukaryota; Fungi; Ascomycota; Pichiomycetes; Serinales; Debaryomycetaceae
Exons: 1
Coding region: 1-843 (280 amino acids)
Source: RefSeq, a predicted model, not a curated record